Molecule: messenger RNA, 1873 nt
Organism: Hibiscus syriacus
Lineage: Eukaryota; Viridiplantae; Streptophyta; Magnoliopsida; Malvales; Malvaceae
Product: mitotic checkpoint serine/threonine-protein kinase BUB1-like
Exons: 14
Coding region: 93-1679 (528 amino acids)
Biological process (GO): meiotic sister chromatid cohesion, centromeric; mitotic spindle assembly checkpoint signaling; protein phosphorylation
Molecular function (GO): ATP binding; protein kinase activity
Source: RefSeq, a predicted model, not a curated record
CACCUGCCCAUGAUAAAACGAAUUUGAAAAGCAAAGAUUUCCCUCUCGUUCAGUCAUCCAUCUUUUCCUAAAUUCAAACAGGGGAGAAAACAAUGGUUGCUAUUCCCACAGACUCGAGCAUUUCCUCCUAUGCCAACGAUCCUCUCUACCCAUGGCUACAGUCGAUAAAGAAGGAAUUGGACGACUGGUACUCAGGGAACCGCACUGGUGGAGAUCUCGACAAUCUGUUAUCAGAUUGCAUCUCUACUUUCAAGCACAAUGCCCAAUACAGAAACGACCUUCGAUUUCUUAAGAUUUGGUUCAUCUAUUUAGAAGGAAGUAAAGAUUACGAGAGUGUUUUUAGAGAAAUGGAAGAGAAUGAGAUAUGUAUAGGGCAUUCUCUACUUUACGAGUGGUACGCAUAUUUCCUUGAAGCCAAAGGGAAGUUGAAAGAAGCACAAAUCAUUUAUUGUAUGGGCAUUUCAAGGAAAGCUGAGCCCAUUGAGAAGCUAAAGUUGGCACAAUCCUUAUUUGUUGAAAGAAUGUCUGAAAUGCUUAAUACUUUUUCACUUGGGAAGGUUGAUGGAGAUGAACAAGCUGAGUUUGGCAAGAAAUUUAUUAACCCAUGGUCUCCCUUCACCGUAGAAGAGCUUUUAAAGAAGAUACAGCCACAAAUUACAAAAUAUGAUGGAUACCACCUGAGUAAGAAAGCUUAUUCUGGAAAAGUAGCCUUAUCUUCUCUGAAGAAAUCGUCAAGGAAUAAAAUUAUUGAGAUAGGUGGGAGGAAGUAUCAGAUCAAGGGGUGUGCUGGUCGGGGUGGCUUUGCCCAAGUAUUUAAAGCGCAUGUUGAUAGCAAUCCAGAUGAUGUUGUUGCAUUAAAGAUACAAAAGCCUGCUUUCCCUUGGGAAUUCUACAUGUACCGUCAACUUGAUGAACGCAUCUCAGGCGAACAAAGAUCAAGCUUUGGUUUUGCGCAUAAAAUUCAUAUCUAUUCUGAUUAUAGCAUACUCAUAUGUGACUAUCUAUCUCAUGGGACACUUCAGGAUGCCAUUAAUUCUUAUGUUGUCACUGGCAAAUUCAUGGAAGAGGUUUUGUGUAUUUAUUACACUAUGGAGAUGCUUUAUAUGUUGGAAACUUUGCAUAGUCUCGGCAUCAUUCAUGGUGAUUUCAAGCCUGAUAAUCUCCUCAUUCGCUAUUCUAAGGAUGACCUCACAGAAGAAGGGUUUAAAGAUCGAACCGGCCCUUGGCUUGAUCAGGGUCUUCACCUUGUUGAUUGGGGGAGGGGGAUUGAUCUGAAUCUUUUUCCCGUUAACACAGAAUUUACUGGUGAUUGUCGAACUUCUGGGUUUCGUUGUAUUGAAAUGCAACAGAAAAAACCAUGGACCUUCCAGACAGAUACAUAUGGCCUAUGUGUUGCUGUCCAUAUGAUGCUGCAUAACACUUACAUGGAGAUUGAAAGAAAAGCCUCGGAUGGUGACUACAUCUAUUUACCAAAAUCAUCUUUUAAACGAUAUUGGAAUAUUGACCUAUGGAAGGCUCUCUUUACAAAGCUGCUAAAUGUCAGCCCAGGCAACAACGAUGUAGAGUUGCUGCGUAGCUUGAGGAAGUCAUUCCUAGACUACAUGCAUGACAAUCCCCCGCUUAUAAAGAAACUGAGAGAACUGCUAGUGAAACAACGGGCUACCCUGUGUUCUGCUUGAUGCACCUCUGGUCAUCGUCAUUAUUCGCGCAGACAUUUUGCAAUGACAGUCUCGUAAGUUUCCAACGGAUAACGAAUUGUUAUCUGGAAACAGUCUUAAAGGGUGAAAUCUCCCGAUUGCGCAAUAUAGUACACAUAUAUGCACAGCCAUAAAUCCGACUGUCUGUUUGGUGUUGUAUUACUGUAUCCCUCCGG